Molecule: messenger RNA, 666 nt
Organism: Pectinophora gossypiella (pink bollworm)
Lineage: Eukaryota; Metazoa; Arthropoda; Insecta; Lepidoptera; Gelechiidae
Product: V-type proton ATPase 21 kDa proteolipid subunit c''-like
Exons: 1
Coding region: 1-609 (202 amino acids)
Biological process (GO): proton transmembrane transport
Cellular component (GO): proton-transporting V-type ATPase, V0 domain
Molecular function (GO): proton-transporting ATPase activity, rotational mechanism
Source: RefSeq, a predicted model, not a curated record
AUGUCUUUAGUGCAGUAUCUCAUGUACACGAAUAUAAGUAUCUUGUUUCUUAUGAUUGUGUUCACAUAUCUUCUUCAAGGUGAAGGAGAAGACCUAAGUGUUGGGUGGGUUCUGGAGACCACUUCUCCUUACAUGUGGGCUAAUUUAGGCAUUGCGUCUGCUGUCUGUUUCUCUGUGCUCGGUGCUGCUUUGGGGAUCCAUACGGUUGGUGCUAGCAUCAUUGGAGGCGGUGUCAGAGCUCCAAGGAUCAAAACCAAGAACCUGAUCUCCGUCAUCUUCUGCGAAGCCGUUGCUAUCUACGGUCUGAUCACUGCUAUCAUAUUAGCUGGUAUCUUAGAGAAGUAUACCGAAGGGGAAGCUGAUAUUGAAGUGACGAACAAAGUUGGUGCUCAUAUUAUGUUCGGAGCUGGACUAGCUGUGGGACUCGUGAAUCUGUUUUGCGGUGUAUGCGUCGGUCAAGUGGGGUCUGGAGCGGCUAUAGCAGACGCAGCAAAUGCUAAUCUCUUUGUAAAGAUCCUGAUUAUAGAAAUCUUCGGUUCAGCUAUCGGACUUUUUGGUUUGAUUGUCGGGAUCUACAUGACUUCGAAGGCGAAAAUGGGUAAUUCGUAAAAGACAAAAAGAAACUUCAGUCAAUUAUUAACAUUGCCAGGCUGUGCUGGGGGUUAA